GCUUCUGUACGUUAAAUCUGAACUUUCAUAGCUCUCACAUAGAAAAAUUUAUUCAGUUAGUUCUUAUUUUCAUCCGUAAAUCAUAUUUUUGUGAUGAGUUCUCCUGCAGUGUGACGUGUGUUCAUAUUUCAAAACACUCAAAAGAACGCCAUCAAAGAUGGGGUUCUUUUUCCGCCAUCUUUGUUUAUAUAUCUGGCUCCACUUUAGGAUAACUAGCGGCGCCCCCUGCUGGAUGGAGGCCAAACUGCAAUACUUAAAAAAUGGUCUAACCAAGCAUAAUUAGUUAAUCAAUUUGGAACUAAUUUUAAAUUAAUAAAUGAUUAAUCACUAAUUAAUUGUUUGAAUCCCUAGUUGUAUUUUAUAAACUUGGAUCACCACCUGUUCAGUAGAUGACACAUGACUUACAAUGACACCUGUGUUGCUGUGACACAGUAAUUUGUUUCUGUCUUGCUUUCUGAGUGUCUCUUCAGUUCAUUGUGGUUGUGUGGUGGCGCACCUGCCAAUACUCACUCCUGUAGCACAAGACAGGAAUGAGCCUUCAAGGAAAGUUCUUAGUUAUUGACACUAAUGCAUGUGGUUACAAUCACGAAAUGUUUCAAUUAUUGAAAAAACAAACAUCUGAUAGGCUUGAUGAAGGGUGGUCUGCUGCUGUAGUCUGAUGUUUUACCAAAGAUGCUUAUAGAUUUACGUACUUUGAGAUUUUUGUGAUUUUAUUUGAGUAAUUUUUUUAGGGUGGAAUAGUAGUACAACAUACAACUGUUGGGAUUUUUAAGGAACAAGACCCGAGUGCAAAAGUUAUUGUAAACGAGGUCAGAAUUACCCUAAUAACACCGUCAACUGUCAAGCAUGGUGAGGGCAGCAUCAUGAUGUGGGGCUGUUUCUUGCUCUUAAUUUUUGGAUCAAUCAGUUAAUUCAAAAAUAAUCACUAGAUCAACCCUACUCUGUAUUGAUGUUAAGUCAAGCAGAAAGGUCUGAGCUUUUCACAUGUUGAUCUUAAAAGUAUCCUAAUAGCUGCAAAUGCAUCCUUUGCUACAAAUAAUCAAACAUUUACUAAAGGAAUGCUCUGUUAUUGAAUUUCAGGCAAUAAAAUCUUAUUGUGUAAAGAGGAAUGGAAAUAUUGGUUUGUUUAAUCCAUUUUUAUGCAAUAACUGAAAGGCAAAUAAUCAGAAUUCACCAAUUUAUUUAUUCGAUUGACCAUCAGAAUAAUCAAUAGAUUAAUCAAUUACUAAAAUAUUAAUUAUCUGUAACCCUAGGGGAAAUAAUGAACAAGGACUUAUUCUAAAUUUGUUUUGUUUGAAAUCUGUCUGUGCCAGGAAUCUAACCUACUGAAUUUAAAUAUGCAACCAGAAUUAGUCCAUGGUGCAUUUUGCUAAGGAAACCAUGAAACAGACCCACAGCAUGAUCCUGCCACCAUUAUUCUUGACAGUUAAUACCAUGUUCUUAAGGUAACUUUGAUUCUGGUAAAAAAAAAAAAAAAAAAGCAGUUAAUCUUACUCUCACAAGGCUGUUUUUGCAUAUUAAGGCAAUAAAAACAAAAAAUGAAAUUAUAUACAAGUUGUUUGAUAAACCUAGAAACUACUUUGUGCCUCGUAAAACUGCUAGAAAUGUGCACAGCAUCGACUCUGCAGCUAUGAGAACAAGGUGCGUUAUCGUGGCUGAAAAAUGUUCCAUGGUGGCAUUUGGGUAACGACGAGGAGGCCAAACAGAAACCACUCUAAGGGAAUCUCUGUUUUGCUGUCAGAUAUGGUAGAGGAGGCUACCCUACUUUGACUUAAUGACGUCUGCCUGACAUGUUUCUGAAUUCAUCUAUCCUGUGCAGACAUCAGGAGGAUGGUGCAACAUUGCAACACUGCCUGAAGUUAUCACGUGAAACUAAGACACGGAUGCUGGUGGAAAGUGUUUCCCCUUUUUCAUUUCUCUUCAUUAUUAAUCAUCCCCACAAUACUUUCCUCUAUAUGUUUGGACUGUGACUAUGUUCACACAGCAGGCAUAUGUAACCCAAAUCCGCAGAUUUUUCACUGCAAAUUCCAAUCUUUUGACGAAUAAAAAUCCGUCCUGUCUGUGCCACUCCCAUAGGUGGUACUCAUUUGGAUACAUAUCUGAUAGUUUUCAGAACCUCUGUAGUCUAAACAAUGCUGCAUUUUAUCCUCCUUUUACGUCAUUGAUGUGACGUCUUCUGCGACAGAAAAGGCCAGAUUCGGUAAAUUGGGACAUAAAUAAUGGCUGAAAGUUAUGAUUAUGAAUUUAUGAAAGAGAUCUGUGUCACUGAAGCGCAUCACAUCACCACCCCUCCGAAUAGUUCCGAUUAUGGAUCCAAAUUUACUUCGCUACAAAAAUGUCUGUCAAUUCUCCACCGUUGUAAUUAGUUAUGCUUUCUUUUUAUUAGUUCCCUUCGUCUUGCUGUGAUUUAGUGUCCGUUCUGUCAGCUCCAUUGCUGAUUAAACUUUAAAAAUCGAUCCAUAAACGACUCCGUCCAUUAUUACUUCCGUAAACAGUUCGCUGCUGCGUGACGUCAACGUUCUUCUUCUGCGCAUGCGGGGCGCGUUGCCUACGUAAACCGUUCGUUGACGCACUUUCUCAUUGCGGUCGGGUUUUAUUAGUUGUAUGAAAUGACCGCACAAAAAUAAAAUAAAAAUAAAUAAUUUUAGCAACAAAAAAGGGCGGAGAAAUCGAGGAUUAUAAGACCUUUUGUGUGAACAUUUGGUGAUACAGCUAUUGCACAUGUCCUAGUAACGGUUACUUCAGCGCCAGAGACACAGAGACACAAUGUUGCAAAUCCUAAAAGGUGGAGAAAUUGUGAGUCACGCAGUGGAGACACUUUGUGUGCCCAAAGAGCAUCUGAUGCAGACGGAGGAGUACGACCUGAACGUCGUCCGCCUGUGCAUCCAAGUUUUCCUGCAGGACGAAACCGGCCACUACACCCGAAGACUCAACCCCAUCGUCACCAACCCCAUCUACGACAACAGAGCUCCAAACACAGCUGAGCUGAGGAUUUGCCGGGUCAACAGGAACAGUGGAAGUGUUAAAGGAGGUGACGAGAUCUUCCUCCUGUGUGACAAAGUACAAAAAGAUGACAUCGAGGUGAGAUUUUUCUCCUCCAACGGAUGGGAGGCCAGAGGUUCUUUUUCCCAAGCCGACGUUCAUCGUCAAGUGGCGAUCGUGUUCAAGACGCCGCCGUACUUCAACACCAACAUAACCGAGUCGGUCACCGUGCACAUGCAGCUGCGCCGGCCCUCCGACCAGGAAGUCAGCGAACCGAUGGAUUUCAGAUAUCUGCCCGAAAACAAAGACCCCUACGGCUACAAUGAGAAAAAACGCAAAAUAGAGGAUUUGUUUAAGAGAUCGGGACUCACAGGUGGUUCUUUGGCUGGUUUUCAGAUGCCCAGGCCAAAGGCUGUGCCUCACAGCCCAAUGGCUCACAUGAGGAAAGACCACGGUGCCAUGUACCUGAGGCAGACCGCGGCGCCCAUGACCCAGCAGACUCCAGUAUUUAACCAGUCCUACCAAACGCCACCCCAGGCCACCGGCGCCAUGAUGACAUCACAGGCUCAUAACGUACAGCUCAGUAAUCUGUGGACCAAUCCGGCCUCCCCCAUGAUGGAAACAGUCACCAUUAACCCAUCGGUAUCCAUUGGCAACCACCCAAACAGCAGCAGGCAGCACCAGCCGAGUCGUGGAACUGGUUACCAGCACAAACUGGACCCGGGCAGCUGUGAGAACAAUGCCCUCCCUCAGCUCUCCAUGAGGGAUCUGCAGUGUUUGGACACGGUCGUUCCGGGGAAUAUGAUGAACCCGUCCGAAUCCCAGCUGCUGUACCAGCAGCAGCAUCAAAGAGACGAUCUGAACUCUGAUUCCCAGAACCAAAUGGCCAACCAGAGUCAAGGUCUCCAGAACAUGUGGCAAAACUUCGGUACCGUCACACACGCCCACAACAACACCAGCAACUAUAACGGAUCGGUACCGGCAGACGGGUCCCAAGGCCUGGGCUCUUUCCCCUUCCUAGAGGGAAUGGCGGGUGACGAUUUCCUGAAGGGUCUUGCUGCAGGGCAUGUCUUCCAGUGUAAGCAGGAACCUCAUGUUUCUGUCGGACAAGAUGGCGGCAGCCCUCUGAUGCAAUCCCAAAGAGAGAGCCAGGGAAAUACGUACACCAACCUGCUGCCUCGCCCCAUGAGCAACGGAGCCAACGUGGAUCCGAGGCGGCAGGACGUCGGCGGCGUCACUCAGCCUCUCGCGAAUCUCCCUUUUGGGAUGGUGCCGGAGGUCCGCUACGCAAAUCUGGCCGACUGGGCCAAAUCUUCUCCGCAGGGUAAAUAAGUAAAAAAGAAAUGGUUAGUUUUUAUCAGGAGAAUCUGUUUAGCCUUGGAAAGCUGGUUUGCACUGGCCUCGUGAGGCUCGCCUGGCGUCGGUCUGGGUUGGUACUCUACCGGCUUCGGCAGCCAGUUGGACCAGAACCAGAUAUUAUUUGAAAAAACGGUAAAUUUUAUCGUUUUAGAAGAGCUUUCCCACCAAAAAAAGGUAUUUUUUUUUCUACGUGAAUCAAGUAAGACAUCUUGAUUCCUGAUUUAACUUUUGAUAAUUUGUGACGCUGGAGGAGAUGCAGAAAGUGUCCUUGCAGCUUGUUGUAGCUGACUGGAACUGAAACUGGUCAGUUUAAGUUGGCUAACGUGGAUUUAGCUGGUUUCUGUAAGGACAAACCAUUCUUUAGACUGGUACUGGUGAGUUGAUAAAACAGCUGGAUAACGUCUUCCAGGACAAAGUUAAAAUAUUUGAAGAAGUGAAUGUACUGUCUUUCUUUUUGUUCGUUACUCAAAGUUGAAUUCACUGUCAGCACAUCGAAUACUGAAUGUUAUAAGAGUUAUAGUCUGUUAAAAACACACAAAUAUGUAUAUAAAAGCAGCAUAAUUUCACUUUUAAUUUCUUUGGAUGUUACUGAAAGUACUUCCCUGCUUCUUGUUUAGAUUUUUGUUGCAGAGCAUUGCUGUUAGGUGCACUCUGUGCAUGCAUGUUAGCCAUAGUUGAGAGUAAAAGCAGUAAUCGUGCUUAAACACUCAAGAACUGGCAAGGUACUGAAAUUUCCAUUGAGGAAGUCGAGGAAGGCACAUUGAGUGGUGUCUCUCCUUUGUAAUGACUAUGUCAUGUCAGUGAUUGCUUGUGUUAUCCAGAGUUCUCAGAGCAUUUCUAACAUAUGUUUUGUACUUUCAAAUGCCUUUUAUAUGAUUUAUUGUUUUGUUUAUUUAGCUGACUGUUUGGGGAUGUUUCCUUAAUUGGAUAUAUAUAUAUGAUUAUGGACCAACACUGGCACUGGUCAGCGUUUAUAUUUUCUUACUUGUUGCCUUACAGGGUUUUGGGGGCUUAAAUAAACGUGUCUGUUUUGAUGAAUAUUGUACAAGGUUUGAUAAUUAACUGAUUUGUGUUUUUUCUUUUUUUUGGUAAAAUUUUUAUUUCCUAAUAAAUAAUAAAUUGGUCUUUUCUA
This is a messenger RNA of Gambusia affinis (western mosquitofish), 5473 nucleotides long. It is a transcript of the gene rel, whose product is annotated as v-rel avian reticuloendotheliosis viral oncogene homolog. The transcript is spliced from 7 exons. Gene Ontology annotation, cellular component: cytoplasm. The coding region runs from base 2767 to 4314 and encodes 515 amino acids. Gene Ontology annotation, biological process: regulation of transcription by RNA polymerase II; inflammatory response; response to cytokine. NCBI's taxonomy places the organism in Eukaryota, Metazoa, Chordata, Actinopteri, Cyprinodontiformes, Poeciliidae. The record is from RefSeq and is a predicted model, not a curated record. Gene Ontology annotation, molecular function: DNA-binding transcription factor activity, RNA polymerase II-specific; RNA polymerase II cis-regulatory region sequence-specific DNA binding.